AUGCACUUUUGCAUGUGGCAUGGUGUGACGUGCAGUCGACGACAUCGCCAAAGGGUCACUAACCUGGACCUGCAAUCUCAAAAUCUGGUAGGAAAACUAUCCCCAAACAUUGGAAAUCUAAGCUUGCUAAGGGAGCUGUGGCUGCAAAACAACAGCUUCAGUCAUGAAAUUCCUCCACAAAUUGGGAAUUUGCGUAGAUUGCAGGUAUUACGAUUAGACAUGAACUCAUUUAGUGGCAGUAUUCCACACAAUAUAUCAUAUUGCUUCAACCUUAUCUUUAUGAAUUUCACUUACAACAAGUUGGUGGGUAAAAUUCCUUCAAAAAUUGGAUUGUUGUCGAAGCUGCAACAUUUUGCAUUAGAAUAUAAUAAUGUAACGGGACAGGUCCCUCCUUCCUUAGGGAACCUUUCGUCUCUCCGGGGACUAAGUCUUCUUAGUAAUAACUUGAUGGGAAACAUCCCCAGUUCUCUCGGCCAAUUGAAAAAAUUAACCUUCUUGGGAUUGGGGUUCAAUCAGUUGUCUGGUAGCAUUCCUUCCUCCAUUUAUAACCUCUCUUCUCUUGUUACAUUUUCCAUAGUAAUCAACCAAAUUGAAGGGAGUAUUCCAUCAGAUAUUGACAAAAGUUUUCCUAAUCUCGAAAAAUUCAACGUCGGCUCUAACCAACUUACUGGGUCCAUUCCUCCCUCAAUAUUCAAUGUCACAAGUGUUGGGAGAUUUGACGUUGGGAGUAACAACCUAAUCGGACAGGUACCGAGUCUCCAAAAGCUUCACAACCUCCUUUUUUUCAACAUUCAAUUUAAUAAUAUUGGAAGCGGUAAAGAUGGUGACUUAAGUUUUCUCUCGGACUUGACCAAUGCCACCCAGUUACGAGUGCUGCUUAUUGACAACAACAAUUUUGGAGGGACAUUGCCCAUGUCAAUAUCCAAUCUCUCAAACAAACUGGAAAUGUUUUGGGUUGGCGAUGACCAAAUAUAUGGAAGUAUCCCAUCUGGGAUAGGGAAUCUGGUGAGCUUGGAAUCGUUGCUUUUGGAGAAUAGUAGCUUCACAGGUAACAUCCCCUUUGACAUGGGUAAGCUUUCAAACCUUGGAGAAUUAGAUAUUUCCAUGAACAAAUUAUCAGGAAAUAUUCCGUCUUCCUUAAGAAAUUUAACCAAGUUAUUCCAUCUUGCGUUGCAUAGAAAUCAUCUUGAGGGCAGAUUCCUUGAAGCCUAG
Messenger RNA from Malus domestica (apple), 1212 nucleotides. Its product is annotated as LRR receptor-like serine/threonine-protein kinase EFR. Lineage: Eukaryota; Viridiplantae; Streptophyta; Magnoliopsida; Rosales; Rosaceae. Gene Ontology annotation, molecular function: protein binding. The record is from RefSeq and is a predicted model, not a curated record.